CGACGUGUGGUGGCGGCUGGUCCCAAGCUCGCGCGCCACCGAUGCCGAUGCUCCUCCCACCUCCCCUCCCCACCUACUGAUGCAUUGAUGCCGAUGCCCUCCUCCUCCUCCUCGCUCCUCUCCGCUAUCCGCCGCCUCCUCGCCUCGCUCGCGCGCUCCCCUCCUCCAGCUGCCGCCGCGGCGAUGCCGCCGUCUUCGCCGGAGCCGGAGGAGGAGGGGAUGGGGAGGAGCGACGCCGGCGUCGGCGGCGGCGGAGGAGGAGAAGGCGGGGGAGGGGGAGGCGGGAGGGCGCUGAGCUACGGGAAGGCGGAGUACUGGGACGCCCGCUACGUGGAGGAGGGCGGCGCGCCGUACGACUGGUACCAGCGCUACGCCGCGCUCCGCCCCUUCGUCCGCCGCUUCGCCCCGCCGGAAUCCCGCGUCCUCAUGAUCGGCUGCGGCUCCGCUCUUAUGUCAGAGGAUAUGGUUGAUGAUGGCUAUACGGAGAUAAUGAACAUUGACAUUUCUUCGGUUGUAAUUGAGAUUAUGAGAAAGAAACACUUCAAUAUUCCACAGCUGCAGUACAUGCAAAUGGAUGCUAGGGACAUGAGUAUAUUUUCUGAUGAAUCAUUUGAUUGUGCCAUUGAUAAAGGUACUUUGGACUCAUUGAUGUGUGGUGUGGGUGCUCCUCUCAGCGCAGCUCAGAUGGUUCUAGAAGUAGAAAGGCUUCUUAAACCAGGAGGAAUCUUUAUGCUGAUAACUUAUGGUGAUCCAUCGGUGAGGGUACCUCAUCUGAACCAAUCAGGAUGCAAUUGGAAAAUUGUACUAUACAUUCUGCCCAGACCCGGGUUCAAGGGCAAGACGAAAAGGUCUGUCUUAGAUCCUGUUCCAAUGACAGAGAGUGGUGUACUACCGGAUGGCUUUGUUCCAGAGGACCCUGACUCUCACUAUAUCUAUGUCUGCAAAAAGUUGCAAGGAUCAACAGGGACAAGCUCCCCAACUAUACACUACGUAGACACACAAGAUACAGCAGAAUGAACUUUACACUGAUUCAUCUUACAACGUUUGUAAAUUGUUAUAAUUUGUACAAGAUCAAAUGAUGUGAUGUUGCCACCAUUGUGGCCAUCCAAAGAUGCAAAGCGGGCCUUUGCAGGUACAAAUACUUGUUGACUGAUCAUGUGAGAAUCAGCGAGUCAUUGUAUUGUGCUACCACUGCUUUUUUUUGUGUUGUGUGGGAAGGCACAAAGAAUUGGUUGGCACAUUUGAGGAAGAAAAUGCCCUCAGAAACAUUUGUUUUCAUUCGUUGGUAAUGUGAAAGCAAUUGGCAUUUUUUAAGGCAUGUAUUUUGUUCAUGUUUUAGAUAAUACAUUUUGUGUAUGUGGAAAUUGAACACUA
Messenger RNA from Oryza sativa Japonica Group (Japanese rice), 1374 nucleotides. RefSeq lists its product as uncharacterized. Gene Ontology annotation, molecular function: S-adenosylmethionine-dependent methyltransferase activity. The record is from RefSeq and is a predicted model, not a curated record. Lineage: Eukaryota; Viridiplantae; Streptophyta; Magnoliopsida; Poales; Poaceae.